GAUGAUUGAUGAUUUCUUCUCUCUCUCGUCUCGUUAGUGACCCUCACGAUCUCUCAUUCUCUCUCAUAUAACUCGGAUCACCACAUGACUCCAUCUCUUCUUUGCCGUUACCAAAACCAAAAUCCCUAAAAAAAUUCCACUUUUCAUUUUCAUUUUCCCCCUUCCUCCUCCUAAAGACGAGACCUUUUUUUUGUUUUUUUGUGCCAAAACUCAAAUCUUUUUGAGAGGGCUUAGGGGGUGCGGAGCUGAUUGAUGUCUUUGGUAUCUGGAGCCAGGGACAUGGGGUUGGACGAAAACAAGAACAAGAACAACAACAACAACAACAACAAGGAAGGUGGAGAUGAUGAAAACACCUCCAGAACCGACGACGAGGCUGUUGGAUCUUUGGGAAGACAGAUGAGCGAAGCUUCUCUUUGUGCUGCCGAGGAAGAAGAAGACGAUGAUUCCAAAUUGCAAUUGGGUCCUCAGUACACUAUCAAAGAACAUCUCGAGAAGGAUAAGGAUGAUGAGAGUCUGAGGAAAUGGAAGGAACAGCUUCUUGGAAGUGUUGAUGUCACCAACAUUGGAGAGACUCUUGAUCCGGAAGUGAGGAUUCUUAGCCUUGCCAUCUUGUCUCCCGGAAAGCCCGAUAUUGUUCUGUUGGUUCCGGAGAAUGGAAAUCCAAAGGGCAUGUGGUUUACUUUGAAAGAAGGGAGCAAGUACAACCUCAAAUUCACAUUUCAAGUUAACAACAAUAUUGUUUCUGGUCUUAGGUACACCAAUACAGUUUGGAAGACCGGUGUUAAAGUGGACAGAACUAAGGAAAUGCUUGGAACCUUUAGUCCUCAGUCGGAGCCAUACAACCACGUGAUGCCAGAAGAGACCACUCCUUCUGGCAUGUUUGCUCGAGGAUCAUAUUCUGCAAGAACUAAGUUUCUUGAUGAUGAUAAUAAGUGCUACUUGGAGAUCAACUACAGCUUUGACAUCCGUAAAGAAUGGCCUGCGGUUUGAAAUUUCGUGGAACGCGAGUUGCCUCCUGAUAUGUGUUGUCAGUAGAAGAAAGUUGUGUUUGUUUCACUCCCUAUCUAUCGUUUUUUUCGUUGAACAUAUAAAAUGUGAAAUCGUUUUUUCUGAUCAUCGUAGAACAAGAACGGCGGCAUUUACUUCCUUCAUUUUGAUCUUGAUUUUUUUUUUUUUUUUUUGUGUCCUGUAAUGUCGUUGGAAAUCAGUAUGUAUGUGUUUGUUCUCAACUCUGUUUCUCCUUCCACUUAACAUAUGUUUGAUGAUAUGAUUGUGUUAGAUC
This is a messenger RNA of Camelina sativa (false flax), 1282 nucleotides long. RefSeq names its product rho GDP-dissociation inhibitor 1. Gene Ontology annotation, biological process: Rho protein signal transduction. Gene Ontology annotation, molecular function: protein binding; Rho GDP-dissociation inhibitor activity. NCBI's taxonomy places the organism in Eukaryota, Viridiplantae, Streptophyta, Magnoliopsida, Brassicales, Brassicaceae. Gene Ontology annotation, cellular component: cytoplasm; cytosol; membrane. The record is from RefSeq and is a predicted model, not a curated record.